UGCCGAUUUUAGUGUGUGGGAAGAGCAAUGCUGUCUGUCUCCCCGUGGACGCCUCACUUGUUUUGGAAUGCCAGACGACUCCCGCGUGUUCCCUGCAAAAGAAAGAAGAAUGGAGACGCUGCCGCUCCACUGAUCCCUGCUGGCAGGCUGGUCAGAUGGUGAGACUCUACAUGGAGGUUAUGCAUCCAGUCCGUGGGCGUUACAGGGGCAUCGCUACAACUGACACCGCGCACAAUGGCACCAGCCUACAGUUUUUAGAAAACAACCAGAAAAUGCAGAAAAAUUCAGAAGGCUUGUUGUCUGGCCUUUGUUCUCCAUCAUUUCCAGGAAUGAAUAAUGAUGGCCAAGAUAAAGAGAAACAGGAGGCUACCGAGGCCAAGUAUCUCAACUCUCGCUGUGUCCUUUUGACUUAUUACCAUGGGGACAUCAGCAGUGUAGUGGAUGAACACUUCUCGAGGGCUUUGAGUAACUACACCGAAGAAGACAAAAAGAAGUGUGACACAGAACAUGGAGCAGACAGUUCAUCUUCAAGGAGCAAACGGUGUUUCCCACCUUCAUUCUGGGACAGUACCUACAACUCCCCAGCAAAUAGGAGCCAUCAUGGUGGACCUCCAUACUCAGUGGAUAUGUACCACUCUGCCAUCCAUCCUGCCUUCUCCCAGCCUCACCAGCCUGAAUCUUGGAGUUACUCUCAGAAUCCAUCAUAUCCUCAUCCUCGCCCCUUUCAUGAACUUUAUCGUCCUGAAGGUCUGGAAACCCACUAUGCAUCUCUUCUUGUGCCAGCUUCACACACUAACAGGCUCCCAGCCAUCCCCGGCCAUUAUGACAUUUCAAAGUUGGAUCCUGCAUCCACAUGGCCUGGCCUUCUACCAACCAGUGAUAUUGCACAGACUUUCAAUAUAGACACAAGUACUUCCAUGCUGAGACAGCUGCAAUAAGCAUUUUGUUUUUGUGUGCCUUGAGGAUGCCCUUCAUAACAGUAAACGGUUAUCUUUUUGUGGUGCCCAGCCUUCACCCAAUGGCUUUUUAACCUACAGGGAUGUAUUGCAUCUAUUCUUUGAACUCACGGCCAAAUUCUGAGUAUUAUGGAACUCUGCUCUAUUAUGAUGCUUUGUUUUCUUGUUUGUGCAUUCUACCUUUGAAUUAAAAAAAAUCUGCAA
Messenger RNA from Erpetoichthys calabaricus (reedfish), 1160 nucleotides. RefSeq names its product vestigial-like family member 2b (gene vgll2b). The record is from RefSeq and is a predicted model, not a curated record. NCBI's taxonomy places the organism in Eukaryota, Metazoa, Chordata, Cladistia, Polypteriformes, Polypteridae. Gene Ontology annotation, biological process: regulation of transcription by RNA polymerase II. Gene Ontology annotation, cellular component: nucleus. The transcript has 3 exons. Bases 156 to 938 code for a protein of 260 amino acids.